This is a messenger RNA of Staurois parvus, 266 nucleotides long. The record is from the annotation of a GenBank genome assembly. NCBI's taxonomy places the organism in Eukaryota, Metazoa, Chordata, Amphibia, Anura, Ranidae.
CAUACAAUGCACCUAGGUUUUAGAGGAGGAAAACAAGAAAACAAAUAUUCUGAGCCAAUGGACUGCAGACAUAGUACAGGAGAUGACCAGAGACUGCGGACACAGUACAGGAGAUGACCGGAGACUGCGGACACAGUACGGGAGAUGACCGGAGACUGCGGACACAGUACAGGAGAUGACCAGAGACUGCGGACACAGUACAGGAGAUGACCAGAGACUGCGGACAGUACAGGAGAUGACCAGAGACUGCGGACACAGUACAGGAG